Molecule: messenger RNA, 811 nt
Organism: Rhipicephalus sanguineus (brown dog tick)
Lineage: Eukaryota; Metazoa; Arthropoda; Arachnida; Ixodida; Ixodidae
Product: transmembrane protein 17-like
Exons: 5
Coding region: 54-623 (189 amino acids)
Biological process (GO): non-motile cilium assembly
Cellular component (GO): ciliary transition zone
Source: RefSeq, a predicted model, not a curated record
GCUCUUGUUGGGCGAUAAAAUAAAGCACGCUGUAGCGCAACGCAGCCCAAAGCAUGGCGUCAGUGAGAACUCUGGUCGAAGCAGUUUCGGAAACGAUAUUCCCCGGCCUGCACCUCAGCUGCAGCAGAUCAAGGGCGAUUGCCGUAAAGCACGGUGAGGAACUGUUGACCAGCUUGCCGCUGCAAAUGGCCGUCUACUUCAAUCUUUUCUACUCUCCACUGUGGCUCGUAUCCCGCUGUCUCGCCUUCUACAUCAAGGUGUCUAUCCUGUCGCUCACGCAGCAGACCAUCUCGGCGGCCAUCUUGAUUAUGAUGACAGCCGUGGAACCAGCACGGCUCUACCUGGGCUACGCAGGAAACCUUGGGGAGGAGAUGCCGGCGCUGGCGGGCUUCUGGCUGCUGAGCGUGCUGCUGCAGCUGCCCCUGCUGGCCUUCCUCGCUCUGGGCGGCGCCCGUCCUCUGCCUCUGGAGCGCGCCGUCGACCUGCCGCUGGCGCUGAUGCUGGCCACGCAGGUGGUCGUGGCCUUCGGCGUCAUCCGCCGCGUGACGCGCAGCCAGGCGCGACGCUUCCUGCGACAGGCGGCCACGUCCUCCGUGGAAGCGCUCGAGCAGCACCUCGACUGAAGUGUGUGGACCGCUAGGGGCACUCCUUGCUGUGCUUGACUGGGGUGCCUCGAUGCUAUGCUUGACUAACGCCUGACCGAAAUUCGGGCACGGCCGCUCGAUAAACGCUUAUACCGAGUGAUCAGGUGUGAAUGGUGAAGCGUGGUGUUCAAGAAUUGUUCCAGCUGGAUUGAAAUGGUAGUGUGAAC